AUGCCAUUUUCGUUUCUUACGCAAACGCUUGAAAGCCAAGAUUUCAAAAUGAACGCUGGACACCAAAUGAGGGGUCAUCUCACGAUCAAGAAUCCCACUCAGCCACGACUAGUUUCCCGGUUCCCCUUAUUCUUUCCUCGUCUCGUCGCUCGCUUGAUCCCAAUCUUCCUGAUUCAUUCCUCAUCUGAUCAAUCCCAUCCCGUACAUAUCGAUCCUGAGAAAGAUUUGGAAAUACCUAUUGAUAUUUCCUUGAACUCGCCGUAUCCACAAGUUCGCGCCACGGUGCGUAAUACAGACGAGGAAUCUCUUCCAUGUAACACGACUAGAGCAUGGUGUAUUUGGUCAGCGCUUACGACGGUGGGAGGGGGAGUGAAUUGUCUGUUUAGUUUGAGGAGUCCGAGUAUUGCUAUUACUAGAGUUUAUACCGAUGCGAAUCCCGAACAGUGCGUACAACUGGUCACCUGGCCCCUAGGCAAAGCCUGGGAUCUCGUCGUGCCAGACUGGAGCUGGAAGAUUCGCCUCCCCGAUUGCGGAGCUCGAAUGUGGAAUUUUCAGUUGAAAGAGGGGAAGUGGAAUAUGAAGGAACAUGCGAUUGUGGUUGUGAUGGCGAAUGCGGGGUAUGCGGGUGCGUCGACAUAUGCUACUGAUAUACUUAUUGCGCGACAGGUGUUUUAUGGGCAGAGAUGGAUAUUUCAACUCCUGUUUGCGGUUACGAAUCAAACGUUGGGGUUUGGAUUGGCGGGUAUUUGUAGGAGGUGGUUGGUUUGGCCUGCGGCGAUAAUUUGGCAAGGUGUUUUGGUUGAUUGUGCGUUGACUCCCUCUGACCCAGCAAAAACAAAUGGUUGGAGUAUAUCGAAAUAUAGAUGGUUUAUGUAUAUCAUGAGUGGUUCAUUCACAUGGUAUUCCUUCCCUGGCUGGAUCUUUCGAGGCCUAUCAUACUGUAUAUUUGCAUGCUGGAUUGCACCGCAAACCUCAGUUGUCAAUCAACUAUUAGGUGGGGUGACGGGCUUGGGAUUAAUUUACAUCACGUUUGGUUGGACUGUUGUGAGUGGAUAUUUGUAUUCGCUAUUGAUACCUCCCUGGUAUGCCAUCGCUAAUACUCUGAUCGGUCUCUUUGUCUUCGCCAUCAGCUCACUAGGUGUCCAUAAUACAGGAAAGUGA
Messenger RNA from Botrytis porri, 1161 nucleotides. RefSeq lists its product as uncharacterized. Gene Ontology annotation, molecular function: oligopeptide transmembrane transporter activity. The transcript is spliced from 9 exons. Gene Ontology annotation, biological process: transmembrane transport. The record is from RefSeq and is a predicted model, not a curated record. The coding region runs from base 1 to 1161 and encodes 386 amino acids. Lineage: Eukaryota; Fungi; Ascomycota; Leotiomycetes; Helotiales; Sclerotiniaceae.